AUGGACUUUCAGCCACCUGAUACCACAUUUACUGGCGUUGACGUGUUGGAACAACCAUAUACUACAUUUGAAACACCUUUGCAGUACUUUUUGCACUUUUUUGACGAUUUGUUGGAUCACAUUGCUGAAGAAUCUACUAUAUACAGCAUACAGAAGGAUUGCUCAAAGCCAGUUUUGGUUACAAAGACGGAACUCAAAAAAUAUUUAGGCAUCUGUCUCUUGUUAGGACUGGUGCCACAGCCAAACAUUCGCAUGUUGUGGAAUUCUAUAUUAGGUAUACCACUUAUAAUUGAAACGAUGACACUCGGUAACUUUGAAAAAUUACGAAGUGUCAUACAUUUCAAUGACAACAUAAAUUACAAACUUAGAGGAGAGCCAGGACACGACAGACUUUUCCGUAUUAGACCCUUAUUGGAAACAUUGAGAAAGAAAUGUCAAUCUGUGCCGAAACGAGAGACACUUUCGGUGGAUGAGCAAAUGUGCGCUACCAAAACCUGCAACUUCCUCCGCCAGUAUCUCCCGAACAAACCUCAUAAGUGGGGAUACAAGUUGUUGGUGUUGUGUGAUGAUAAAGGUUUUGCUUAUGACUUUGAAAUCUACUCCGGCGCAGAAAAUGAUCCUGAGUUGAGGCUGCCCGACGAAUGUGAUUUAGGAGCGAGUAGCAACAUCGUUGUACGCCUAUGUCGCAGUGUUCCAAGAAAUUAA
Messenger RNA from Parnassius mnemosyne (clouded apollo), 705 nucleotides. The record is from the annotation of a GenBank genome assembly. NCBI's taxonomy places the organism in Eukaryota, Metazoa, Arthropoda, Insecta, Lepidoptera, Papilionidae.